Messenger RNA from Toxorhynchites rutilus septentrionalis, 1216 nucleotides. RefSeq names its product NF-kappa-B inhibitor-interacting Ras-like protein (gene kappaB-Ras). Gene Ontology annotation, biological process: canonical NF-kappaB signal transduction. The transcript has 3 exons. Lineage: Eukaryota; Metazoa; Arthropoda; Insecta; Diptera; Culicidae. Bases 113 to 763 code for a protein of 216 amino acids. Gene Ontology annotation, molecular function: GTPase activity; GTP binding. The record is from RefSeq and is a predicted model, not a curated record.
CAACAGUAGAAAAUCGAAACCAGUUUCAGGUUAACAAUUGAUAACAGAAAAGCGGAAGACAAAAAUUUAAGUUGAACUAUGAAUAUCCUCUAAAUUUAUGUUUUGAUCAAAAAUGUUAACGUCGAAAAUUAGCAAGGUUGGCAAAGUGGUAAUCUGUGGGGCGAAAGGUGUGGGGAAAACUACCAUUUUGGAGCAAUUAAUAUAUGGCAACAUAACGAUCGACUCGGAAAUUCACAGCACAAUUGAGGAUACAUAUGUGGCGAGCGUGGAUACCGGGAAGGGAAGUCGGGAUACGUUAAGGAUAUACGAUACGGCUGGUCUGCAAGGUAAUGUCCAGUUACCAAGACACUAUCUCAGUUACCCGGAUGCUUUCAUUCUGGUGUACGACCCGAGUGAUCCCACGAGUUUGGACAUGUUGGGAGGAAUUAAAAGCGACAUAGAUAAAUAUAAGGAUAAGAAAGAGAUAUUCGUUAUUGUGAUAGCAAAUAUGCGUUCCCGUCAAAGCCGUUCGGCCAACUCAUCUCCCAUCAAUUCCAACCAUCAACAGCUGAGUAAUGAUGCAAUCGAAUCGAAUCUCACGCGAGCUAACAAUUGGUGCGCUCGAGAACGUAUUAAACACUACACCGUAAACGCGAUGGAAAGGGCUUCGAUAUAUGAGCCAUUUAUACAACUUGCUUGCAGGCUGUAUCCUCCUCAGACGAAGAGCACCUUCCCACAGCUUCGUCAGUUAACUCAGAAAACAUCCAAAGUGGACAAUAGUUAGGAAAAGUACAGUUGGUACCAAACAUUGUGUAUUGUGCUUUUUCUUAAUAUACCUACUGUAUUAAACGGGUUCUCAAAACCGAUUAUUGUGAUUUAAAUGCUGCAAUUCGAUGUAUUUGUUGGAGAUGAAUGACUAGGCAUUAGUAUUAAAUAUAGUUUUUAUGUUCCACUCUGUUUAACCAGGGACCACCAGACUGCACUUAUUUGUAGGAAUAGGACGAAAACAGUUCCAAAUACAGCGUACUGAGAAUGCACCUAUAUUUACCUUACUUUUAUUUUGUUACGUUACGUUUAAGUAUAUGCUUUUUCCGAAAGUAUUAUGCAUAUAAUUAGUCAUCUCCUGCCGAUAGGUGAACACCUGUAUCUCCUUUAUGUACUUAUAUUAUCACAAAUAGUACUUAUUAUCAAACAAAUCCAAAAAUCAGUAUGAAAUAAAAGUGUACAUUUAAACAUA